Messenger RNA from Nanorana parkeri, 798 nucleotides. RefSeq names its product SH3 and cysteine rich domain 3 (gene STAC3). Gene Ontology annotation, molecular function: protein binding. The record is from RefSeq and is a predicted model, not a curated record. The transcript has 7 exons. Gene Ontology annotation, biological process: positive regulation of protein localization to plasma membrane; positive regulation of voltage-gated calcium channel activity; skeletal muscle contraction. Gene Ontology annotation, cellular component: extrinsic component of cytoplasmic side of plasma membrane. Lineage: Eukaryota; Metazoa; Chordata; Amphibia; Anura; Dicroglossidae. Bases 116 to 655 code for a protein of 179 amino acids.
UGUUUGGUGAGAUAAAAACGACUCGUCACCUUAAUAAGGAAUUUUUGUUCUUUGUGUCACAGCUGCUGCCAACCGUACAGACCCAGUAUUCGAUACUCUGAGGACUGGAGUUGUUAUGGCAAAUAAGGAGAGAAAAAAGGGACAAGACGACAAGAAAAAUCCUGCGGCUAUGAUUGACGAGGAGCCUGAACCCCCCAAACCAGAAGAAGGCAAGCAGGAAGGAGAUUCUCCUGAUGGUGACAAGAAAGGUGACAAAAACCCACAGGAUGCAAAGAAUAAGAAGACACAACCAGGGUUUAUGCAAUCUCAUUAUUUUGUUGCUCUUUACCGAUUUAAAGCACUAGAAAAAGAUGACCUUGAUUUCCAGGCUGGAGACAGAAUUACAGUUAUUGAUGACUCCAAUGAAGAAUGGUGGAGAGGAAAGAUAGGGGAGAAAGCCGGCUAUUUACCUGCUAAUUUUAUCAUCCGGGUGCGUGCUGGGGAAAGAGUUUACAAAGUCACUCGGUCAUUUGUUGGAAACAGAGAGAUUGGACAGAUUACAUUGAAGAGAGAUCAGAUCGUUGUUCAAAAAGGAGAGGAAGUAAACGGUUACAUCAAAGUUCUGACAGGCCGUAAGGUGGGGCUCUUCCCUGUAGACUUCCUGCAAGAAAUAUGAAGAAGCGUAAGAAUGGAGAGCCACUAUCUAACAAAACCAAUGAAGCAGAAUGUAAUGCUCAUUAACGUUGUGAUUGCAGCCACUUCUGAGCACUUGAGGGAUUUACUGCUCAGCUGGAGACCAGAGAUGUUAGUUAUUGUUAC